CGUGAGGGUUACAGCGAUGAAAUACUUAAUGUUUUGGAACGGGAAUUCAGCCAAAACCAAUAUAUAAAUCGCUUUGAUAGGGAGCGAAUUGUAAAUGAAACCAGCCUGACUAGUCGUCAGGUUAAGUACUGGUUUCAGAACCGUAGAGUGAGAGAAAAAAAACUGAGG
Molecule: messenger RNA, 168 nt
Organism: Helobdella robusta
Lineage: Eukaryota; Metazoa; Annelida; Clitellata; Rhynchobdellida; Glossiphoniidae
Exons: 1
Biological process (GO): regulation of transcription by RNA polymerase II
Molecular function (GO): DNA-binding transcription factor activity, RNA polymerase II-specific; RNA polymerase II cis-regulatory region sequence-specific DNA binding
Source: RefSeq, a predicted model, not a curated record